CCAUCACAUUUUCAAGUCUCUGGAUUUCAUUGCGUUCGUUUCUGUGUGCGGUUUGGCUCAUGUUUGUCAAACAUGGCAUGAAUUCUCAGUUCGCCUUUCUGGGUGUUGCGAAACACUGUAUGUUGGGUUCCUCGGCUGUUUUCAGAAGGCAACAAUUCUUGAUAAGGACUCUUGGGGGCUACACUGAUCAAACCCAUCAGAAAAUACUGCAACAAACUAAGGCAAUGAGUGGGAUUGCCUUGGAGGCCGAUGCUGAGCACAUUUUGCGAGCAAUUACUCCGACCCUUGAUCCCACUAAACAUAAAGGCCAAGCUGGAAAGAUAGCUGUUAUUGGUGGGUGUCGUGAAUACACCGGUGCUCCAUAUUUUGCGGCUAUUUCAGCUCUAAAAAUUGGUGCAGAUUUGUCUCAUGUUUUCUGUACAAAAGAUGCCGCUUCAGUCAUAAAAAGCUAUAGUCCUGAGUUAAUUGUACACCCUAUUUUAGAAGAAUCCUAUAAUGUUAGGGAUGAGGACAAACUAUCCACAUUGGGCAAGGUUCUGGCAGAGGUUGAUAAGUGGAUGGAAAGAUUUGACUGUCUCGUUGUUGGUCCGGGCCUUGGAAGGGACCCGUUUCUUCUGGACUGUGUUAGUGAAAUCAUGAAGCAUGCAAGACAGUCCAAUGUCCCGAUUGUCGUAGAUGGGGAUGCACUUUUUCUUGUUACAAACAGUCUCGAUCUUGUUAGUGGUUAUCCCUUAGCUGUCCUUACACCAAAUGUUAAUGAAUAUAAGCGCAUUGUUCAGAAAGUGCUGAAUUGUGAAGCUACUGAUCAAGAUGCUCAUGAGCAAUUGCUGUCUCUUGCCAAAGGGAUUGGUGGCGUAACCAUCCUACGGAAAGGAAAAUCUGACCUCAUUAGUGAUGGUGAGACAGUCAAAUCAGUGAGCAUCUAUGGUUCUCCUCGACGCUGUGGUGGACAGGGUGAUAUACUUUCUGGAAGUGUUGCAGUAUUUUUAUCAUGGGCUCGUCAACGUCUUUCAGCUGCAGAAGGAGAUUUGAGCAUCAGCAAAAUUAAUCCAACAAUGUUGGGUUGCAUUGCUGCGUCUGCUUUGAUGAGGAAAGCUGCAUCACUUGCUUUUCAGAAUAAGAAAAGGUCUACCCUCACUAGUGAUAUAAUCGAGUGCUUGGGGAGAAGUUUGGAGGAUAUCUGCCCUGCCAGUUGAUGCUGUUGUUUCACCGUGCAGACUUCACGGAAUAUGAUCAUCUCAAUAUCAAAUGAAAUAGAUAGUAUUUAUUUUAUGGUCAUGAUUUAAAGUUGGUGCAUCAAACGGUGUACAUGAUGUCAAUGUUGAUACGUCUUUUAAAAAGUUUAAAUAAUCUGUUAUGCAUAUCAUUAAAUGUACCAACUUUAAAUUCUGACAAUGAAAUGAAGAGUAUCCUUAGCCGGUGUUCACGGGGUUGGCCCCAAGAAAGACAUUGCUGGACUGAACCUAUAUCUCUUUUUUCUCCUAAUCAUGUAAACUUCUGUCUUGUACGUAUGACUUAAGCUUUAACUUUCUCUUUCCCCAUUUUGGUCCUUUUCUUUCGCUUGCAAUUUUGAUGUAUUAUCGUGCUGUGAAGAAGAUUGACAUAUUAAGAAGGGUUGCUUUUCUACAUUGGUCCGUUUACCACAAA
Molecule: messenger RNA, 1647 nt
Organism: Alnus glutinosa
Lineage: Eukaryota; Viridiplantae; Streptophyta; Magnoliopsida; Fagales; Betulaceae
Product: ATP-dependent (S)-NAD(P)H-hydrate dehydratase
Exons: 11
Coding region: 60-1196 (378 amino acids)
Biological process (GO): metabolite repair
Molecular function (GO): ATP-dependent NAD(P)H-hydrate dehydratase activity
Source: RefSeq, a predicted model, not a curated record